CCACCUCACGCCGGUCAGAAUGGCCAUCAUUAAGAAGUCUACAAAUAACAAAGGCUGGAGAGGGUGUGGAGAAAGGGAACCCUGCUACACUGUAGGUGGGAAUGUCAGUUGGUGCAGCCACUAUGGAAAACAGUAUGGAUGUUCCUCAAAAAACUAAAAAUAGAGUUUCCAUAUGAUCCAGCAGUCCCACGUGCUCUCCUGAUCCAACCACUUUCUCUGUAAAGGGACGUCUAGAACGUUAUCCCUCAUCUUCCUCGGGCUUCCGGGAGCACCCGGAAACCCACGUGGCGUUCGCACAGAGUGCCUGGGACAGUGGGCUGCACAGUUCCUGGCUGCAGUGCUGAGACGAGCUCUUCAGCCCCUUCUGAGCGGGACUCCGGCGUCAUCCACAGAGUCACAGAAAGUCAGGAGACAGGUCCGUGGUCCCCACCUGUCACCCCUGCCCAGACUCCCGUCGGCGGCCCGACCCCAGUCAUCAGGCCCCUGGUCGAGAUGAGCGAGCUGCGCCAGCCUGAGGCUGACCUUCAGGCCCCAGUCCAGGCCCAGGGCCCCGUGGAGGCGCAGGUGUUCGGGGCUGCGGGCGAGGAGGCCGCCUCCCCCUCGUCCUCCUCCUCCCCCGUCGCCCCCUCCUUCUCCGCCUAUGCCGAGUCCUUGCCCCAGGAGGCACUUACUGUGCUGAUGGCUGACCUGGUGGCGUUCCUGCUCCUCAAGUAUCGCACCAAGGAGCCGAUCUGCAAGGCGGAGAUGCUGAAUAUGGUCCUCGGCGACCAUCGGGACCACUUCCCCGUGGUCUUCAGCCAAGCUUGCGAGUGCAUGCAGCUGGUGUUUGGCGUGGACGUGAAGGAGGUGGACCCCCGCGAGUGCACCUACGUCCUGGUCCCCACCCUGGGCCUCACCUGUGAUGCAGUGCUGAGCGAUGGGCAGAGCAUGCCCAAGGCCGGCCUCCUGGUGCUGAUUCUGGGCCAGAUCGCCCUGUACGGUGACCGCACCCCUGAGGAGGAUGUCUGGGAAUUGCUCAGCAUCAUGGAGGUGUAUGUAGGGGAGCAGCACUGCAUCUAUGGAGAGCCCAGGGAGCUCCUCACCGAAGUGUGGGUGCAGGAGGGCUACCUGGAGUACCGGCAGGUGCCCCAAAGCGACCCCGCCCGCUACGAGUUCCUGUGGGGUCCCCGGGCCUACGCGGAGACCAGCAAGUGGCAGGUCCUGGAGCAUCUGCUCAGGGUCAAUGGAUGGGAUCUCAGGUCCUUCCUAUCCCUGUGUGCAGAGGGUGUGAGCGAUGAGGAAGAGGGGGCCUGAGCCAGAGCAGCAGCCAGGCUCCUUCCAGGCCCAAGUUCACUGGUAGGAAGUGAGGUUGGUCCUUCACUCUGAGUCUGAAGAGAGAGCGGUCGAGUUUCCAAGUAGCGAGGGCCCCUGCGAGUGGGGGGAACAUGGUGUGUAGCAUCUUUGGGUUCCUGUUGUGUAUGUUGACAUGGAAUAUCAUCUGUUUUCUUUAGGAAUUUUUCAAAUGUUAUUCGUUUUAAUGGAAGACUAAACAAGCUACAGUGUCUAACUUUGUGAAUGACUUUGAUUAGAAUGUGUUUAUAAUUACCCAGUUUAAGUACAAGAGUUUUGCUGUUUUGUAAAAGAGAUUGGGAAAUCUCCCAUUCCAUUUUGUGACCCUGAGGCAGAUAACAUGGAAUUGGAAUCAGAACUGCUCUGGAAGUGUGAAAGUACUUAGCAGUAAUAUAGA
This is a messenger RNA of Balaenoptera acutorostrata (minke whale), 1726 nucleotides long. RefSeq names its product melanoma-associated antigen 10-like. Gene Ontology annotation, biological process: negative regulation of transcription by RNA polymerase II. The record is from RefSeq and is a predicted model, not a curated record. Bases 493 to 1293 code for a protein of 266 amino acids. Gene Ontology annotation, cellular component: nucleus. The transcript has 2 exons. Lineage: Eukaryota; Metazoa; Chordata; Mammalia; Artiodactyla; Balaenopteridae.